AUGGAUUACUCCAAGAAUUCCAUAACAAAUCUUGCAAUUAUCUCUCUAUUACUAGCGACCGUUAUUCUUCUCUGUUCUUGGAAUCCCUUGAUGGGCAAAAGUUUUUUUCCCUCCAAGAAACACUCAUUCUCAGUACCAAAUUCUGCGAUAGUGAAAGAUGAACUGGAAAUAGCUUUAAAGAAGGCUUCAAUGGGCAACAAGACUGUGAUUAUAUCCAUUGUUAAUAAAGCCUACGUAGAGCCACAUGCAGAUGAAUAUCCAACAAUUUUUGAUCUUUUUCUUGAGGGCUUUUGGGUUGGAGAAGAAACUAGGUCAUUGGUGGAUCAUUUGUUGAUUGUCGCCAUGGAUCAGAUGGCGUAUGAUCGGUGCAAGUUCCGGCGGCUGAACUGUUAUAAGUUGGUUGGUGACGGCGGAGAUUUCGCCGGAGAAAAGCUUUACAUGUCCGAUGAGUUUAUCAAGAUGAUGUGGAGAAGAACUCUUUUUCUUCUGGAAGUCCUUAAGCGUGGAUACAACUUCAUCUUCACGGACACGGAUGUAUUAUGGCUGAGGAAUCCAUUUUCAAGACUACGCAUGAACAAAAACAUAGAUUUUCAAAUAAGCACAGAUUGGUUCAAUGGCAAAGCAUCCUCAGAAAAUAACCCAAUCAACACAGGUUUCUACUUCAUCAGAUCAAACAACAAGACGAUAUCAUUAUUCGAAAAAUGGUACGGUAUGAGGGAUAACUCGACAGGCCUAAAAGAGCAAGAUGUUUUAGCGAACUUGGUAAGAGGAGGAGUGCUAAAUGAAUUAAGCCUUAACGCAAGAUUUCUCAAUACCCUCUAUUUCAGUGGGUUCUGCAGAGAUAGCAGUGAUAUUACGGCAGUGGCAACCGUCCACGCCAAUUGCUGCCGGAGUAUUGCAGCCAAGGUGGUGGAUCUGAAGGCAGUUUUGAGGGAUUGGAAAGGGUUCAAGGGCAAUGCAACUGCUAGUAAUUCUAGCACAAAAAACUUUCAAUGGUCAAGCCAUGCUGCUUGUAGGAAUUCAUGGGGCAAGUGA
Molecule: messenger RNA, 1035 nt
Organism: Fraxinus pennsylvanica
Lineage: Eukaryota; Viridiplantae; Streptophyta; Magnoliopsida; Lamiales; Oleaceae
Source: the annotation of a GenBank genome assembly